This is a messenger RNA of Trichoderma reesei QM6a, 2811 nucleotides long. RefSeq lists its product as uncharacterized. Gene Ontology annotation, cellular component: nucleus. The record is from RefSeq and is a predicted model, not a curated record. The transcript is spliced from 7 exons. Gene Ontology annotation, molecular function: zinc ion binding; sequence-specific DNA binding; DNA-binding transcription factor activity, RNA polymerase II-specific. Gene Ontology annotation, biological process: positive regulation of transcription by RNA polymerase II; DNA-templated transcription. NCBI's taxonomy places the organism in Eukaryota, Fungi, Ascomycota, Sordariomycetes, Hypocreales, Hypocreaceae. The coding region runs from base 1 to 2811 and encodes 936 amino acids.
AUGCUUUGGAUCAAGAUCAAGCUGAAGUUCUUAACUGAAUAUGUGAUGUCGUUGCAAGGUUCUGUUGCCACAAUACUCGGAGGAUGCAACCAAAUCUCCGGUUAUACCGUCUUUGAGGUUAGCACCCCGGAGCUCGACUGCCUCCACUGCCGAUGUAUCACAGCAUUUCACUGGCAAACAGAGGCAUCGCCAGACACUGAUCUCUCUCGGUGCCGAUUCGGCAGGCCCUUUAAGCGGACGCAUCACAGCCUCCUUGCUUAUACGGCACUUAACGGUGCCAUGAUGUCUUCAGCUCAUAGCGAUCACUACAUGCCCUCGCCGCAUAGCGACCGGGCUCCCGUAACGCAAACUACUCCAGCACAGCAGAUCGAUCAAACACACCUUGACAACAACGACAAGUUAUUCUUUCAGCCACCCAUAACGGAUCGAUGGCCUCGCCAGCCCGGAGACUUUCGCGAUGUGCCAAAGAGGCUGUCCUGUGACUUUUGUCGCAGACGCAAGGUCAAGUGCGACAAACGAGAUCCAUGCGGCCAGUGCAGCAUCUCAUUCCAAGAUUGCAUCUAUUCGGAGCGGUCAAAACGUGCCAGCAAGAAGACAAAACCUGCAACUCGAUCAAAUGCAGCGAGAAAACUGAAAGCAAUGGGAGGGGAUGAGUCCCGUCCUUCGUCUGCAGUCAUUACGGCAGAAACAGCAACAGUAUCAGCUCUCAGUCCACCACGUAUCGAAUCUUCUCUAGGAUACCUGCCAUCCUCGCCUAGUAACCUUGCCACCAGAAAGACAGAUUCUGAAGAGAUUGGGAAAUGUGCAACCGCGCACCACUUCAUCGAGCAGGGCGAAAUUGAAUUCCACGGUACUUCUGCCGAGAGAACGUUCAUGGAAGAGCUGAUGGAGAAAAUCGGCGACAGCUCCGUGACUCAUCCAAGACUCCCUAUCCAUGCCUCUGUCCCAGGCCUCUUCCACAGCGAUGCACGAAACUCUGUUGACGUUCCUCUACCACCAAGAGAUCAGGCUAUGAGACUCGUCGAGGCUGCUCUUGAUGCACAGGUUCUGCUGCACAUCAUCCACCGGCCAAGUUUCGACUUUUCUUUCCACAUGAUAUAUUCACUCGAGCCAUCCGAAUAUAGCUUGAGAGAGCGGAGGUUUCUGCCCCUUCUCUACGCUGUCAUUGCUUUUGGGAGCCUGUUCAUCGACCCAUAUGGACACCGCCUGGGAUACGACGAGCUUAUCACGAGAGCGUCACGGUACUUUAUCAAAAGCAAACAGCUACAAGACAUUGCGACCUGUAACGACCUCGUUUCUCUCCAGGCUAUUGUCUUCAAGAACCUCUUUCUUCUGUACACGACCCGGGCUCCGAUAUGUUAUACCUAUCUGUGCACGUCCAUGUCGGUUGCCCUGCGCAUGGGGCUGCACAAGUCAUUCCACAACACGCAAGACAUCUUGUCACGAGAAAUCAGCAAGAGAGUGUUUAUGGCUUUGAAGCUCCUGUCCUUGGAAAUAUCCGCAUGCGUCGGGCUCCCAACUCUCCUCAAUGACGAAGAAUCCGAUCAAGAACUGCCCCUGGAGGUGAAUGAUGCUUAUAUCCAGCGGGGGCGAGCGGCCAAACAGCCAACAAAUGAGAUAUGCUAUGCAUCGGGAUCGAUCUGUUAUUUCCGACUGCAAAACAUUCUCUACCGAGUCCUGAAGGACAUUUAUCCUCGCAAAGGCCGGGCAAGCGUUGAAGCCUGUGGAUCCAUGAGCUACGUGGUCAAAGUCGAUACCAUCCGCGGUAUCGAGCAGGACCUGGAGAGAUGGGUCAAGGAGAUACCCUUGGGUUACCGGCUAGGGACGUAUUACCAGGAUCGCGCUGUUCAGCGACCAUUUCUCCACUAUGACAUCGAGACCUCGAGUCAGACAAAACGGCAGCAAAGCAGCAGACGGUCACCAUUUGCCUCUGCUUGUAUUCAAGCAUGCCAGAACAUUAUCGAUCUGUGCCAGGAUAUCUGCAGAUGGGGGUUGAUGAUCGAAGCAAGCUGGCCGACCAUACGGACCUUGACCAGCUCCUUGCUGACGCUCUACUACCUAGCCAUCAUGCAUCAGGACCCAGAAGAAGAAGACUUGAUAUACAGAGCGCUAACCACAGGGCGAAAGCUUCUUCAAGUCAUGGAAAAGCGCAGCCACCAGGCUCGACGAAACAUCAUUACGUCGAGCCUUUCUAUCAAAUUCAACCAUGUACGGGAGAAGCUGGUGAAGUAUGAGUUGGAGGCACCUACCAUUCGGCAAUGCGACCCUUCCUCUAUCAGCGAAGAAUAUACUGCGGCGUUAGGGGACAGGAUUUACACAUUGUCAUCAAAGAGGUAUCUGGAAAGCCGCACCUGCAACCCUCGCUUACAAAAUGGCUCGCCAAACGAAGGAGAUAGGCCGUCGCAACCCGACAGUGGCUAUCAGGAUCUGAAUGAAGCAAGCUCGCAGCAACAGCAGCACUUUGCAGAUAAAACUGCAAAGGGCAACGUGGAGCUUCUUCCUACACCCGCCUCAACGGCAUUUGACGCUUCACUGAAGGUGGAAGACUCGCCAGAUACUGGCUCUGUAACGGUCCCCAAUGCAUCGGAUUGUUGCAUUCCGUCUGUGUCGAGGCCAAUGCAAGGUGACUGUUUGAUGGCUGGACCGACGAUGGAGCUACCACAGGAUGGGACCAAUGGCUCCUGGAUGAAUGCCUUUGACUCGACAAUAUCGUCGGGCACGAUGCACAGUCCCCUGAGGGAUCUGUUAGGGAACAUCACUCCAAACUUGGACGAUGUCAAUGACUUGUCUGAUUUAUGGGAUUGGUUUUAG